GCGCUGUCGGCGGCUCAGGCUGAGGGCGGCCUGCAGGCUCCGGCCUUUCGUACCUCCGGAGGGACCCUUAUGCCGGCCUCCGCGGGCAGCGGGGGAGCGAGCGUGCGGCCCUGUGCCCUUGGAGAGCCGUGCCGCGGGGGAAGGCGCGGAGACAGCGCGCGACCCCAGGGGCUGGGGGCUGCGGCCUCUGCAGGAGAGGCGACCGAGCCAGGGCGUCCCGACGCCUUGAGACGAUCCGUUUGCUCCAGGUGUGGGUGUAUUCCCGUUGCCCUUCGCUCUAGGACUCCAUGCGGGGCUUUGCUGCCGGGCCGCGCCGUCGGUUUGUAAAAUCCUCGGGCCGCUUCGUACCUUUUACUCAGUGUCUUUAGAUUGGUCCGUUCUUAGCUCUUGUAAUCGGAGUAUUUCCCGGAGUAGCGUGAAUUAACCUGGAGGUGGCUUGCAAAGCACGGAAGUAAAGUCUUGGAAUUUGCCAUCUUUGCCUGUGGUGUAGCCUGUGUUAGAAGCGGCGGCUUCUCCCUCAGGGCCACCCAGGGAGAUCUUGACGGGGAGCCUUGCUUGCAGCACUGACAAAGCUUUUGCACAGCUAUGAUGGCAUCUACUCGGGCUCUCCAGGCCCACGAGGACCAGGAUGACCCUUUGGAAGUAAAGAUUGAGGAGGAGGAGAAGGACACCCCUAGACAGCAUCAGAUCGUGCAGAAGAACAGCACCCACAGCAGGGAGGUCUUCCGACAGUACUUCCGGCAGUUCUGCUACCAGGAGACCUCUGGGCCCCGCGAGGCGCUGAGCCGGCUGCGGGAGCUCUGCCGCCAGUGGCUGCGGCCCGAGACGCACAGCAAGGAGCAGAUCGUGGAGCUGCUGGUACUGGAGCAGUUCCUGACCAUCCUGCCCGAGGAGCUGCAGGCCUGGGUGCGGGAGCAGCAGCCGGAGAGCGGGGAGCAGGCGGUGGCCGCGCUGGAGGACCUGGAGAGGGAGCUGGACGAGCCAGGAGAACAGGUCCCAGUCCACACCGAGGAACAAGGCCAGCCCUUGGAGGAGACGGCCCGGCUGGCAACAGAACAGGAGCCCGGCGUGUCCCUCCCACCCCUGAUGGCAGAGCUCAAGUGUGAGUCUCCAGAACCUGAAGCCCCGCUGGAGGAGCCAGUUUCAGGUGUUGAGAUUGGGAAUGAGUACGGGAAUUUAAAGCAAGAAAUUUCUGAAGAAAUGGAACCACAUGAGAACAUGUCUGCAUUUAAACGUGAAGUGUUCUGGCCUGCUCAGUGCAGAGAAGCUGACGAUCCUGAGGCAAAACCAGAAGAGUCUUCUGGACACUCCAGGGAUGGUGAACAACCUACCGGUGAAGGAAACAGAGUCCGUCUGGAUGAACAGCAGAGGCUCUGUCCGGAAGGAAAAUCUCAUGAGUGCGAGGAGUGUGGGAAAGCCUUCAGUCAGCACUCGCGCCUCGUAGAACAUCAGAGGGUCCAUACUGGAGACAGGCCUUACAAGUGCGAGGAAUGUGGAAAAACGUUCCGUGGGAGAACUGUGCUUAUCCGGCACAAAAUAAUCCACACUGGAGAGAAGCCGUACAAGUGUACUGAGUGUGACAAAGCCUUUGGCCGGUGGUCAGCUCUUAACCAGCAUCAGAGACUUCACACAGGAGAGAAGCACUACCACUGUAAUGAGUGCGGCAAAGCCUUCAGCCAGAAAGCCGGCCUCUUUCACCAUCUCAAGAUCCACACGAGAGACAAACCGUACCAUUGUACUCAGUGCAGUAAGAGUUUCAGUCGGCGUUCGAUUCUUACUCAGCAUCAAGGAGUUCACACUGGGGCGAAGCCCUAUGAGUGCAGCGAGUGUGGAAAAGCCUUUGUGUAUAACUCCUCCCUGGUUUCCCACCAGGAGAUCCACCACAAGGAAAAGUGCCAUCCGUGUAAGGAAUGUGGGAAAUCCUUCAGCCAGAGCGGCCUUGUUCAGCACCAGAGGAUCCACACUGGGGAAAAACCUUACAAGUGUGAUGUGUGUGGAAAAGCCUUUAUUCAGAGGACGAGUCUUGUAGAACAUCAGCGAAUUCACACUGGGGAGAGACCUUAUAAAUGUGAUGAGUGUGGGAAGGCUUUCACGCAAAGAUCCGUCCUCACGGAACAUCAGAGAAUCCACACUGGGGAGAGGCCCUACAAGUGCGACGAGUGUGGGAACGCCUUCCGAGGAAUCACCAGCCUCAUCCAGCACCAGAGAAUCCACACUGGGGAGAAACCCUACCAAUGUGAUGAAUGUGGCAAAGCCUUCAGACAGAGGUCAGAUCUUAGUAAACACCAGAGAACCCAUGCUAGAGGUGGUCCUUGUACAGGUAAAGAGUGUGGGGAGUCGUUCAGGCAGACCUCAGCUCUUACUCAACAUCAGACUACCCACAGAGGAGAAAAACCUGUUCCUGUAUGAUGACUGCAGGGCGGCUGUGUCCCAGAGUGCAGGCUUUGAAAUCGUUUAGGGCAAAAUGCCAGUCACUGUUGCUAUAAGGAAGCCUCAGAUAUUGAUAACGGAGUCCCUGUGUGCCGCCCAUUCUGUCAGGUGCUGUGGAGAUCAAGAAGCAGAACACCACAUUCCUCUUCUCCGAAGCUGACGGUUUAGUUGGGGAUAGCUAAGAUCUGCAUGUGAGGUUAGGUGAGACCGCAGCAGGACAGGAGAAAUGACACAGGUCCUGUGUCUUGGAAGUGGCUCGUGGCACACAGUAAGUGCUGUCCAUCCGAGAGGACGGACCGCCGGUGCCUCGGGGGGUCAGGAAAGAUCUUACUGACGCUAAGGAUUGGAUGGGCAGAAUUGGAGGGCAAAAUGGAAAGCAUUUAGAGUGAAGGAAAUAUAGGCAGAGGCAAGAGCGCUCGUGAUUUGGAAGCACGCGAGUCGACCUGAGGUACGGGGUCUGUUCAGUUGGGCAGUUGUUGGCGGUACGUUGGCAACGGAACUUGGGGACAGACUGGGAGGGCAAGAAUGCCUCUUUGACUUCAUUCCUAAAGUAUCUCUAAAAUUAUUGGUCAUUGGAAAGGUGAGGACACUCUUGCGUGCAGAGACGGUGAUGUAGCUACAGUGUCACAAGGGAAAGCCCAGCCACUGAAGUGCAGGUCUCUGACCUCAAGUCCUGUCCAUUGCUCUAGGGAUCCCUCACUUCACUGAGGAGAACGCCCGAGUCCCACUCACAGACCUUCUGCCUCACUGCAUUGAAUCCCAGCUGCCUUCAUGGUUGUCUGUGGAGCGUGGACAUGGGAACACUUGCCCGUAAGCAGGCACCGCUGCUGGUUCAGAGCAUAAGGGAAGCCCGACAGUGGACAGGUGCCAGCAGGACCAUAGAGAGCGCAGGGGACCUGACCACCAUCCCGCCGUAAGGGCUUCAGGCUGGCCUUUCCACCUCUUCAAAUUUAAGGGUGUCGAAAUAGGAGACUGACCUACAUUCGAAGGCUCCUGGGGUCGUCUGAGCACAAGGCUUCGCGGUUAGUUAGGGAGGGCGCUAGGGUUCUCUUUGCCUCUAACCUCUCUUUCCCGCAGUUACGUAGUUCUCAUGUUCUCAGUUCCCCAACAACUGCUCUGCAGAACUGGUUUACAGUUUCUUGGUUUGCAUACCUUCUGGAGCAUAUCAAAGAGCCAAAGUUAGUGACUGUCUCUUGGGACUCCUGAGAACAGAUGAGCCGAUGACUGUUUGGCUUUGCUCCUGUUCUGCUGGGUGAGCAGUUCCGUCCCGGACAACGGCCUGUGGCCCUUACUGGGGGUAGCCGGCAGCCACAGAGAGGUGCACGUGGCUCCUGGUCUGUUUGUCUUCUUUACAGAGGAUUUUUGACCUUCACUGAGCUGUCCUUUGAUUUCCUUCCCUUGCUACCUUGGCAUGGCCGACUCUGCAGCUUCUGAGAUCAACCUCUCACCCCGCCCACCUCGCCCUACACAACUCCAGGGUCCUCUCACCCCUCACCGCUAGCCGCUGAGUGGUCUGAAGCGGUGAGGCAAGGGGGAGGGGAGAAACGGAUAAUUACCCUCCUUUAACCACUCCUAACUGCUGCUGUACCUAGCCCCGAGCCUCCAUCCCAUCUCCUCCCGGCUCCUGUAAUGCACUCUGCCGCCUUUCCCCACGGCCCCCGUCUCUGGCCUCUCCGUCUGUCGCCCUGUCCAGAACACAAGAGUAUUAUCACUGGUUUGGAACCAGAAGAGUCCCUGGAGAAAUACUUGUGAUGUCCCUUCUGAGCUGUAAGUGUGAGCACGUUUUCCCAUAAAAAUAACAAUCGUGUUAGUACCAUAAUGGGCAUAUUAUGACACGUGUCAGAUUUGGUUUGGGAUUGGAAUUUACGUGACCAUGGGAGAACAUUCUGAGUUCACAACAGAGCAAAGCCCGUGAACAUUUGAAAACUCAGUCACAAGUUGAGGGCUUCUUAUUUAGGUGUUUUUUCCCUAAGACCAGCCUGGGAGCUGCGCACAUGAGACACUGAGGCAGCUGGGGUUGGGAACUAACGCUUCUUUACAUCCAGGACACAGUUUGUUGCCCCGAGUGAGCCUGAGAACUCCGAGCUGUGUGUGUUCCCCUUCCCAGCUCGGCCGGCCUCGCAUCUCUCACGCCCGCACGCUCCUCGGUGCUUAGUGACGAGAACCUGUAUGAGCAUGUCUCGUCACCGGAUCGGAAUUCAGACAUGGUGGCCAAACUGACGUCACUCCUAGGAGUCCCUUUGAGCCUUUCGAAGCCCACUGCUCAUGGGAACAUGGUUCUUUUUUAUUUUUUUAUUUUUAAAAGAUUUUAUU
Messenger RNA from Neogale vison (American mink), 4743 nucleotides. It is a transcript of the gene ZSCAN12, whose product is annotated as zinc finger and SCAN domain containing 12. Gene Ontology annotation, molecular function: RNA polymerase II cis-regulatory region sequence-specific DNA binding; DNA-binding transcription factor activity, RNA polymerase II-specific. NCBI's taxonomy places the organism in Eukaryota, Metazoa, Chordata, Mammalia, Carnivora, Mustelidae. Gene Ontology annotation, biological process: regulation of transcription by RNA polymerase II. The transcript has 3 exons. The record is from RefSeq and is a predicted model, not a curated record. The coding region runs from base 586 to 2409 and encodes 607 amino acids.